CAGACCGAGCAGACAACUCCGGAUUCCCGCCCCUGAAAGGCUUCACAGACGGCUGAUGUGAGACGAGGUUAUGUACACGGGCAACCACCUGGCACAUAGAGCGAGAGCGAGAGACGACCGGACCUUGACGCGCUCACAGCCCUAUAGCGCUCGACCAUGUCGUUCUUGUUUGGGAGAGGCAGAUCGCGGGCUGCUGCCGAUCUACCCAGGCAGGCUCGGGAUCACAUUAUGAAGCUCGAAAGCCCCAACGGGGUCUCCAAGGCUGAAGAGCUUGCUCGCGUGCUCAAUCAGAUGAAGGUCGUCCUCCAAGGCACUCAAGAAACUGAGAGCUCACCCGAGCAGAUCUAUCAGCUCGUCACGGCCCUGAUAGACGAAGACCUGCUCCACCUCCUAGCUACCAACCUCUAUCGCCUGCCCUUUGAGUCGCGGAAGGAUACCCAAGUGAUCUUCUCUUAUGUGUUCCGCUUCCGGCCCGCGGCGGCGGCUCCAAAGAGCGACCCCAUCGCCCUGUCCUAUGUGGUGUGUAACAGACCACAAGUCCUAGUUGAACUCUGCCGCGCCUAUGACCACAAAGAAAGUGCCACGCCUGCGGGAUCCGUCCUCCGGGAGCUCAUCAAGAACGAGGCGGCAGCGGCCAUAAUCCUCUAUGACGACGGAGAUGAACCGGGAUCUAGCUGUAAGGGCCUCAAUGCCAUUGACCGCAACCGACCCCAGAGCGGCCGAGGAGUGUUCUGGAAGUUCUUCGACUGGAUCAACAAGAGCUCUUUUGAAGUUGCUGCCGACGCUUUCACAACCUUUCGGGAACUCUUGACGCGGCAUAAAGACCUGAUCCCGAAAUACCUAUCCACCAACUUCGACCUGUUUUUUGACAAGUACAACAACACCCUGGUCCAGUCCAACAGCUACGUCACCAAGCGGCAGUCCAUCAAGCUCCUGGGCGAACUGCUGCUGGACCGCUCCAACUACAGCGUCAUGACGGCCUAUGUCGAUAGUGGCGAGCAUUUGAAAAUCUGCAUGAACCUUCUGCGGGACGACAGGAAGAUGGUCCAGUAUGAAGGCUUCCACGUGUUCAAGGUUUUCGUGGCGAAUCCGCACAAGUCCAUCGCCGUCCAGAAGAUCCUCCUCAUGAACCGCGAGAAGCUCCUCGUCUUCCUCGCGCACUUUCUCGAGGACCGCACUGACGACGAGCAAUUCAUUGAUGAACGAGAAUUUUUGAUUAAGCAAAUCCGUAAUAUGCCAUCGACUCCCGUCGUCUCUCAACGAUCUGUCAGCGCAUCAUAG
This is a messenger RNA of Trichoderma citrinoviride, 1281 nucleotides long. Its product is annotated as Mo25-like protein. The transcript is spliced from 4 exons. Lineage: Eukaryota; Fungi; Ascomycota; Sordariomycetes; Hypocreales; Hypocreaceae. The coding region runs from base 157 to 1281 and encodes 374 amino acids. The record is from RefSeq and is a predicted model, not a curated record. Gene Ontology annotation, molecular function: protein serine/threonine kinase activator activity. Gene Ontology annotation, biological process: intracellular signal transduction.